AUGCCAUCAACAAAUCCGCAAUCUCAUAAACUUAAUGAAUUCGGUUUCAUUGAUUAUCAACAACCACUAAAUAAGCAACAGGAUAUGAGAACAUCAACAUAUUUCGGAAAUAAAUAUAUGACCGAUACAAUGCUGGGCAAUACAAUUGAUUGUAAAUUUAAAGAAACUCCGUCAUAUAAGGAGGAUGUUACCCUGGCAAUGCAUAGGCAAAGUGAUUACAAAACAAACUAUACAUGGAAGUUUGGCGAUCCCAAUGAAGUUCGUAAUCCAACCAUAGCCAAGUUGGACGGUAUUAAACCCUUUUAUGAGUGUAAAAUGAAAUUUCUACAGCGUCCAAUGGUUCCGACUGCCAGUGUUUCACAUACGGAUUAUUUGUGGAAUACUGAACCAAUCAAAGAACCUCCCAUUUCCUUGCAUUUACCCACACCCGUGAUAGCCACGAAAAUUUCAAUAGAUCGUGCCAAACCAGGUUAUUCUAAGUAUUUAGAUACUGCAGCAACCACAUCUCGUUUAGAUUAUUGCCACAGAAGUCCGCAGGAUAUAAUGAGCGGUAUUGCCGCCAAAGAUAACAUAACCUUUUGGAAUUGGCAAGAAAUGGAAAAUCGUACAAAAAAGGUAUUCCCUGACAAAGAUCCACAGCAGUGUGAUAAAUUAAAAUCCAAUGAAUGUGUAAAACGACGUUGUGAAUUUCCUAGCCUCGUUAAAGCUGUACCAAAUACUGGCAUGACUACCGAAGUUCGUGAUAAUUAUAUAGAGCCGUAUAGAAACACAAUCGAAUAUGAUACAACUAAUAUACACAAUGAUAUCACGCACACAUUAAUAGAUCCAUUUGCCAACAAAUCGGAAUAUAAUAUUUUGGGAUCCGGUGAAUGUACACACAAAUAUGUUUAG
Molecule: messenger RNA, 891 nt
Organism: Musca vetustissima
Lineage: Eukaryota; Metazoa; Arthropoda; Insecta; Diptera; Muscidae
Exons: 2
Coding region: 1-891 (296 amino acids)
Source: RefSeq, a predicted model, not a curated record